UAUGAUGAUAAUUAUAAUGAGCAAUGCAAUCCUUGAAACAUUGGAUCUGCUUUAACAAUGGAAGCGUUUAUUUAGUUUUGUACCAUUGUGUACGUUUGAUUUGAAACUGUGCUGCAGCCCUGACAUAAAUCACGAAUACUUUUGUGUAUAGUAAAGUCGCGUUCAUCGUACCAUCAGUAAUAUCGAUACACCUAAUUGGAUGUACAUUGUACAAAGCACAAAAAUGAGCGAAAUGUCCUGGAAGGACUUCUUGAGCCAGGCCCAAGAGUUUCUCAAAAUGUCCGAGCAGUUGGGUGAUGGCUGGGUCCUACAUGAGAAGGACGCCAGUGAGCCCAACACGUUCCUCAAGUACAGCCACAAGAUUAAAUGUAAAGAGUCCAAAGAUGGGGAUUUGAGUCUCAUCAAUGUGGAGUAUCACAUAGUCUAUAGUGUGUCGUACCAAGUGCCCAUGCUAUUCUUCCAGGCACAUCGAUCAGACGGAAGUCUUCUGGACUUGGAGGCCACUUGGCGUGUCUUUAUGCCAGAGACGGCUUCCAAAGAUCUCUAUCAGAUGCUCACCCAAGCGGACCAUCCUGUGCUGUCUCGUCCGUUCAUGGCCCUGCAUCCGUGUCGCACAGCGCAAGUGCUCGAUCAGUUUGGACAGCCGAGUGCCAACCGUGUGCUCACCUUCAUCAGCCUCUACGGACCGCACGUGCAGCUGCUACUGGCGAAUGCCUAUGGACUGAACAAAUGAAAAGAAUGCCCGGAACUACAUACAUGUGUGGAUAAUUCGUAUUUAUUUGUGGUUGUUUUAAACAUUGAUUACAGGAGUAUACAUAUGUGGAUAUUAAGAUGCUUUUGGGGAGAGGGGACCUCUAUGUUACAGUUUUACAUUCGAUUCGCUACAUUUUAUACGGUUUGACCUUUUCAUUGAAUAUGCUACAUAUAUUAGAGGGCAUUCCAGUGCCGCUUCCCUACUAGAACUUGGCACAAGUGAACAUCCAAAUUGUAAAGUAAAUAGGGGGGAACAACUAACUAUAUCUCGGGUUAAAGUUGUACAUAUACAUAUGUAUGUAUGUUGCACUGAUACAUCUACAUUUGUCAAGCUUAAAUCAAGCACUGCAAAACGGAACAAAGAUAAUAUGUAGCGUACUAUGUAGUUAACAAGUUCCACUUGUCCAUUCGGUUAUUUUCAUUCGUAAUAUCAGAUAAAUGUUGCAUAUUUUCGAUCAUUUCGAUCUGUAUGUAUAUCUAGAGCUAAGCAUAGAUAGGUAUGUAUAUGUGUAUGUAUGUAUAUAUCCUUAGGUCUAAUUGUACUGUACACAAGCUAGACCAUACUCGCUGUGGAGAGGCUAUGCUUCGGUUCCCUAAUGUUAGGUUUUUCAUUUAUAAUUAAUGUUAACUGGCUACUGUGUGGCAUUUGCUGAUCCUCAACGCCAAAGCACGAGAGGCCACGUCUUUCGACGCGACUUCGGCUCCAUGGGCGCGAGGGCAUCGCAUUGAAAAUGUUUUUUUUGCAAAAUUAAAUAGAUUUAUAUGCAUAUAUUUACUUUGUUUCUGCACUUGUAAUCCAACGAAAUACAUGCAAUACACGUACACGUACACAUACAUACAUUGAUAAGAGUAUAACUGCUAUUGACUGAUUGCGGGUCUGUUUAGUGCGGCACUUGCAACAAAAGAUUCGAAGACAGUUGGAAGCUGUGGACAGGCAUGUUUCGGGAGAGAGAGGAGUGAUCAAGGGC
This is a messenger RNA of Drosophila obscura, 1721 nucleotides long. It is a transcript of the gene Atg10, whose product is annotated as ubiquitin-like-conjugating enzyme ATG10. The coding region runs from base 200 to 733 and encodes 177 amino acids. The record is from RefSeq and is a predicted model, not a curated record. Lineage: Eukaryota; Metazoa; Arthropoda; Insecta; Diptera; Drosophilidae. The transcript is spliced from 4 exons. Gene Ontology annotation, cellular component: intracellular anatomical structure. Gene Ontology annotation, biological process: protein lipidation; protein modification by small protein conjugation; macroautophagy. Gene Ontology annotation, molecular function: Atg12 transferase activity.